Messenger RNA from Nerophis ophidion (straightnose pipefish), 2776 nucleotides. RefSeq names its product transmembrane protein 259 (gene tmem259). The record is from RefSeq and is a predicted model, not a curated record. Gene Ontology annotation, biological process: response to endoplasmic reticulum stress; positive regulation of ERAD pathway. Gene Ontology annotation, cellular component: endoplasmic reticulum. NCBI's taxonomy places the organism in Eukaryota, Metazoa, Chordata, Actinopteri, Syngnathiformes, Syngnathidae. The transcript has 11 exons. Bases 444 to 2507 code for a protein of 687 amino acids.
CUGUGCUCGUUUCCGGUGUUUUCGUACUUCCGGUUAGUAUCUGCAGCACUCGUUUACUUCGCUUAACGGACUUUGUCGUGAAGAAUCAAACUUUGUGCCACGGGUAAAAUUCAAAUAUAUUUAAAAAGUAACCACUGCUAGUUGUUAUGGAUUGUGCAUAGCUAACUUUAGCGUAUAAGUGGUUUAGUUCGCUGCGUGUGGCUAACGGGGACAGCUAAUAGUGCUAACUAACGAGCUAUCCCUCCUUUUUUUUUUGUUCGGAAUCCGAUCGUCUGUUUUCGUCUUUUGGUGAAAACAACGAAAAUAAGUCGUCAGCAUGGACGCAACGCCGCGGUGCCAAUAACAGAAAGAAGGUCAGGCCACUAUCAGCAUCAAGAUGCUAACCUAGAAGCGGCUUGCUGCAGUGACCUCUCAGUCCAGUUGUCAGCCGUCAUUUAGAGACCAUGUCGGAGAACCAGAACAACAACAACAUCCCCCUCAACAACAACAACAUGGGGCCCAACAGGAUCCGCAACCCCAACGUCAACCAGAACCCGCUCAUCAACGUCAGGGAUCGCCUCUUCCAUGCGCUUUUCUUCAAGAUGGCCGUCACCUACGCGCGCCUCUUUCCGCCGUCGUUCAGGAGGGUGUUUGAGUUCUUCGUCCUUCUUAAGGCGCUCUUUGUCCUCUUUAUCCUCGCGUAUAUCCACAUCGCCUUUUCCCGCUCACCCAUCAACUGUCUGGAGGAGGUGAGGGAGCGCUGGCCCCGUGACGGCAUCCUGCGCGUUGAGAUCCAGAGGAACUCCAGUCGGGCCCCCGUCUUCCUGCAGUACUACGACCCAGAGGAGGGAGGCACGGGCGGAGGCAUCGCCGGACUUAGUCUGGCAGCGCUUCAAGAGGAAGAGGAGGAGGAGGAAGACGAGAUGAUGGUGGAGAUGUUUGACAACAGCUCAGUGCAGUUUGAGCUGGACUUGGAGCCUCGUCUGAAGCCGUCUCUGAAGGGGCGAGUGGGAACAGUCGACGAAGGUGCGGCAGGAGGGGCGAACACCAGCCAGGAUGUCGCCUUUAGUCAGGGCACGAAAGGUACGCAGCGCCAGGAUCGUGGUGCGCCACUUCCCUGCUCAUCCUCACAGAGUUGCUUUGUUGUUCUAGCGUGGCCUCUGGAGGAGUACAUGGUGGAAUAUUCCCUGGAGUACGGCUUCCUGCGUCUGUCUCAGAGCACGCGGCAGAAGCUUAACAUCCCCGUCAUGGUCGUCACGCUGGAUCCGACUAAGGACGAGUGUUUUGGCGACGGCUUCAGUCGCCUCCUGCUGGAUGAGUUUCUAGGCUACGACGACAUUCUGAUGUCCAGCGUGAAGGCGCUGGCAGAGAACGACGAGAACAAAGGUUUCCUCAGGAACGUGGUGUCUGGGGAACAUUACCGCUUCGUGAGCAUGUGGAUGGCCAGAACCGCCUACCUGGCUGCCUUUGUCAUCAUGGUCAUCUUUACUCUGUCAGUGUCCAUGCUGCUCAGAUACUCUCAUCACCAGAUCUUCGUCUUCAUCGUGGACCUCUUGCAGAUGUUGGAGAUGAACAUGACCAUCGCUUUCCCAGCAGCCCCUCUGCUCACAGUCAUCCUUGCCCUCGUCGGUAUGGAGGCCAUCAUGUCUGAGUUCUUCAACGACACGACGACGGCCUUCUACAUCAUCCUCAUCGUGUGGCUGGCAGAUCAGUACGACGCCAUCUGCUGCCACACCAACACCAGCAAACGCCACUGGCUGAGGUUCUUCUAUUUGUAUCACUUUGCCUUCUACGCAUAUCAUUACCGCUUCAAUGGUCAGUACAGCAGCCUGACGCUGGUCACCUCCUGGCUCUUCAUCCAGCACUCCAUGAUCUACUUCUUCCACCACUACGAGCUGCCCGCCAUCCUUCAGCAGAUCCGCAUCCAGGAGAUGCUCCUGCACAACCAGCAGGCGGGUCAGGCCAACCAGACGGCGCUGCAGGACAGCCUCAACAACAACAACGCUGCCGCCGGGCCGCCGGAACCCGCCACCGCCGCCGCGCCCCAAACCGGACUCGCCUCCGUCGCCCAGCCCCAGCCUGAGACGCCACCCUCCUCCGCAGAAUCCCCUCCCGCACCGGGCGGCGGCGAGGUGCGCUCGGAGCUAAACUGGGUGGCGCAGACAGCCGCCAUCAUCACCGAGGCGCUGUCCUCCACUCACCAGGAGGGGGUAGCCACGUUGGACGCCAUCCAUCGCCAGGACCCUCCACAUCCAACCGCUGAAAUCAGUGUGGUGGCAGAGUUCUGGAUGGGAAGUGCAGCGGUUGGAGAGGGAGGAGCUACAGGAGAAUGCGAAUCAAGCACCGAAGGAAGAGCAGCAGAUGCAAACGUCUCCAUAGCAACAAAACCCUCGGGAGGAGCUCCUCCAGCUGGAGUGGCAGACAGUGUCGGGGAUCAGGGGGAGGGCACUCCUCAGACAGACUGCCCCCCCUCGCAGGCGGCCGAUACAGACUGCACAGCGCAGCAGAGCUCCUCCCAAGCGUCCUGAGGUAUCGUCAUGGCGAUGAUAUCCCCCUGGGAGUAUCACACGAUGCACGUUCGCCCUCCCACGUGCACGCUGAACAGGAAGUAAAAGCAAAACGCUCUCCGGCUGCCAUGAGCACGUGAAUAAUCAAUAAUCAAUGUGUGGUGGAGGUGGUCAUCUGUUCCGAUAAUGACACUCUUUUAAUGAUUAAAUAUUGACUGAUUGGUCUAGAAAUAGGAGAUAAAGCAAGAUCACCAUUGAUACUUUUUUUCUAAUAAACAGAGGAAAGAAAA